CUUCUACGGGGAGUUCGCAGUAGGACCCGGAGGAUCCCCCCGCCCUCGUCAACUCCGAAGUUGGACAAAUACACCUUUAUGUGGUCCCUGCCAAAAUAGCACGUAAAAAGGUUGCACAAAGUACUUCUUCUCAGUUACUGGAAAAAAAAAACUCUCCUGCUUUAAGCCUGUCAAUUGGCUCCAAGCACUUGACAGGAAAAUACAAUGGUUCCUGUUCUGCCAAACGUCUACCUAUAUAAAAAUGGGCAGGUAGCACGUUCUAACUGCGCUCUUUGAAACCUCCUUUCUCUGGACAUAACGUUGUUUUACAUAGAGGGCGAGGCAUUAAACUGAGAGGAUGAGUGCAUCCGUGGCUGUGUACAGGAAUAUUUACACAGAAGACCGUUUCAGACAGGCGUUCGGCGCAGACGACAGGCCGAGUGCGGGAGAAGCGCUCAGAGACCAGCUCGCAAAGCGCUGCAGGUGCUCCCAGGUUGCGUGCCUCCACCUGCUCAACGAACGGGUGCCUGUUCUCAAAUGGCUGCCCAAAUACAAACUCAGGAAAUGGAUUUUAGGAGACAUUGUGGCGGGAUUGACAGUUGGUAUAGUGCACAUCCCCCAAGGAAUGGCCUUUGCUUUGUUGACUUCCGUGGCACCGGUUUAUGGGCUUUACACGUCGUUCUUCCCUGUGAUCCUCUACAUGCUCUUUGGUACCGGGCACCAUGUCUCCACAGGUACUUUUGCUGUUAUAAGCCUGAUGACUGGCUCCGUGGUAGAACAGCUAGUUCCUGCUCCUCCUGCUUUGAACUCGAGUUCCUCUGAGGCUGUGGAGUUCGAGGCUCAGAGGAUUGGCGUGGCCUCCGCUGUGGCCUUCCUUUCAGGAGUGAUGAUGCUCUGCAUGUUCGGACUACAGUUAGGCUUCCUUUCCACGUACCUGUCGGAGCCCAUCAUCAAGGCGUUCACCAGCGCGGCUGCUUUUCACGUCACUGUCUCGCAGCUACAGAGCAUGCUGGGAUUACGGCUUCCUCGCUACAUGGGUGCCUUCUCUCUCUUCAAGACGCUGGCGUCCGUGAUGGAGAACCUGCCCCACACUAACCUGGCCGCGCUGCUCAUCUCUCUGCUCUGUUUGGCCGUGCUCGUUCCCGUUAAGGAGGUGAACGCGCGCUUUCGCCAGCGUCUACGCACACCCAUUCCCGUGGAAAUUCUCACGGUGAUAAUCGCCACAGGGGUUGCUUAUGCCUCCUCUCUGGAUUCCAGAUAUGAUGUGCAGAUAGUGGGUCAUAUUCCAGCAGGUUUCCCUCCACCUCGGUUGCCUGCUUUGCAGACAGUGCCGGACAUAGCUGGCGACACAGUGGCCAUCACCUUUGUUGGCUAUGCUGUGUCUGUGUCCCUAGCAAUGAUCUAUGCUGAUAAGCACGGCUAUGCUAUUCAGCCGAAUCAGGAACUGCUGGCACAUGGGAUAUCCAACACGGUGUCGUCCCUCUUUAGCUGUUUUCCCAGUUCAGGCACACUGGCCACCACCAACAUUCUGGACAGUGCUGGAGGAUGCACGCAGCUCUCGGGACUCUUCACGAGCUUGGUGGUGCUGAUCGUUCUGCUGCUCAUCGGUCCUCUCUUUUACUUCUUACCCAAGGCCGUGCUAGCGUGUAUAAACGUGACCAGCUUGAGGCAAAUGUUCCUACAGUUCCAGGACCUCCCAGAACUCUGGAGGGUUAGCAGAAUUGACUUUAUGGUGUGGGUGGUGACCUGGUUAUCGGUGGUCGUGCUUAACGUGGACUUGGGCCUGGCAAUCGGGGUCGUUUUCUCCAUGAUGACUGUAAUUUGUCGCACACAGAGAGCCGGCUGCUCAGUGCUGGGACGGGCCUCCAACACAGAGAUCUACCGGUCAAUCAACAACCACAAUAAGUGCUAUGAAGUUCCUGGAGUGAAGAUUCUGGCCUACAAUGGACCCAUCUACUAUGGCAACCGGAGUUUCUUUAAGGCAGACGUGAACCAGCUGUUGGGCCUUACUCCUGAACGUAUCCGCAGUCACGAGAAGGCCAGAAAGGCCCGGGAGAAGAGAGAGAGAGAGGCCAUCAAUACUGUGGAAAGAGGAGUAGCAAACAUGUCGUUUUCCUCAGACAAUGAGUUCUUCAAAUCAGAGAUGGCAGAGGAUGAAGUCCAGGCAGUACUAAUCGAUUGUAGCAGUGUUAUUUUUGUGGAUGUCGCAGGAGCCAAGCUUUUUAUACAGAUGUGUGUUCAAUGUCAGAAGGUGGGAAUGCAGAUAUACUUGGCAAACUGCAAUGAAAGUGUCUUAAAGAUCCUCACCUCCAGUGGCCUCAUGGACUAUAUGAACCCACAGCACAUCUUUGUCACGGUCCACGAUGCUGUCGCACACAUUCAGCAUCACAGGGAGAAGCCUUCAGAAACUGACACAAUGAUUUGGGUGUGAAGGCCUAAAUCUACUUUAACCUGAGGAUGUCCAGACUUCGGGGGUUGGAAACGCCUUUUUAGAAUUCCACCAUGUUUUUAUUAAUCAUUUGUGCCCUUAACGAUGGGUGUGGCAAAGGGAAUCGCUCUCUUGUUUUGUUCCAGUCUUGAAAGUAAAAUAUCUAUCUGGAACUAGCAGACACAUAUAUGGAUGAUUUAUUUUGGUAAUUAUUUAAGAGCAGUACCAUAUAGACAAGUUAACCCUAAUGAGAGUAAAGGUUUUCUAUCCAUGGCUGUGUGGAGCAGUGAGUUCCUAAUGGACUGGCGUGGAAAACCCCUGCCUUACACUGUACAGCUGCCUUAGGAAAGCUUCUGUGUCUACACAGUAGAUCUGUUUCUCUUCCAGUGCUUGAUUGACAGUAGCUCUUGCUAGGUCUAGCAUUUUGACAACUGGCGUAAUGUAAGUCACUUUAUGGCUGUGGUAGCUAAUAAUGUUAAGGUUUGCACUUCUGUCCCAUGUCUGUAGGAUGUACAGAUUAACACAGAGCUCGGAAGACACAGUUGCUGUAUAUAUUCGUGUGUCUUGAAAAUUUGUGUGCACCAAAACAUCAGAUCAGACAUGAGCCCACGCACAAGCGCGCGCGCACACACACACACACCUGAUCAGUUUCUUUGAAUUUGCAUAUUUAAGUAAAAGGAUUAACUUGCUCAUGGCUAGGCCUACAAACCCUGUUCCAUAUAUUUGAAUGCUGGAAAAAAGUAUUUAUUUCCAUUUCUUAUAUUUGUAAAUGUUUAAAAUAUAUAUAUAAAGUUUUAAACUAAAGAAAAAUGCACUGAAUGGUCAAAAUGUAUUUUGAUGGAAAUAUGUUCACCUUUGACUAUCAAUUUCUGUCUUAUGUAUUAUGGAAAUAAUAUUCAUAACUCACUGUAAACACAGUAAAAUACUGUGGCAGUCAUCAGAGCCAGGGCUGUAAUACCUUGAUUAAAUAUUAAACAGUUUUUACAUUU
This is a messenger RNA of Electrophorus electricus (electric eel), 3396 nucleotides long. RefSeq names its product solute carrier family 26 member 10 (gene slc26a10). Gene Ontology annotation, cellular component: membrane. NCBI's taxonomy places the organism in Eukaryota, Metazoa, Chordata, Actinopteri, Gymnotiformes, Gymnotidae. The record is from RefSeq and is a predicted model, not a curated record. Gene Ontology annotation, biological process: transmembrane transport.